AUGAGAUUGGACGGCGCUCGGUCGCUCGAACAGCCUCAGCAGGCCGGGCAACAGCAGCAGCAGCAGCAGCAGCAGCAGCAGCAGGAGGAGCAGCAGGAGCAGGAGGCAGACAGUGACCAAGAGGAGGGCGAAGGCGAGUGGGAGGAUGAGUACGAAGACGAGUGGGAGGAGUACGAGGAGGGAGUCGAGGGGGAAGUGGCCGAGGAGGAGGAGGAGGAGGAGGAGCCGUCGAGCCGCAGCAACGCCAUUCCCGCCGACGCGACCUCUACCCCUUACGUCGAGGGCCAGUUUGUCGAGGUGGGCCUCAUUACUAAGGCCUUUGGCAUCAGGGGCGAGGUCAAGGUCAACCCCUCAACCGACGAGCCGCGCAAGCGCUUUGCCAAGGGCAAGCGCCUCUGGCUGCAGCCGCCCCCAGCCCGCGGCAUGCUGUCGCGCGGCGCACCCCAGCCGCCGCUGCAGCGCGUCGUGGUGGAGUCCUCGCGCGUCGUGAAGCCGGAGAUGAAGGGGCGCCCAGGAUCUGAGAUCUGGGGCAUCAAGCUGAGGGAGGUGCCCAGCCGCGACGCCGCCGAGGCGCUGGCGCAGCAGAAGCUGCUGCUGGCGCUGUGUGAUAGGGAGAAGCUGCGCAAGGGGGAUGAGUAUUUUAUCCAGGACCUGGUGGGGCUGAAGGUGUACGAGCACUCCAGUGGCCGCCUGCUGGGGCUGGUGACGGAGGUGUAUGAUGGAACAGGCACCUUCAGCACGCUGCGCGUCAGGCUGGCACCCAGCAGGGAGGACAUCGCCGCGAGCGUCAUGCGGACCACGCUGCUGCCUUUCGCCGCCGAAGUGGUGCCGGAGGUGGAUGUGGAUGCCGGUCGCAUGGAGGUGGACCCGCCUGAAGGCCUGCUGGACCUGGUGAGCAAGAAGAAGCUGCGGAAGCCAUACACACCCGAGCAGGCGGCGCGCCUGCUGACGCAGAUAGAGGAGGAAGAGAGGCGGGUGGCCGCCGUUGCCGCGGCGAAGGCGGCUGCGGCGCCGACUGAGGAGCGGCGGCAGGGAGACAGCAGCGGCGAUGCUGCUGAGCAGCAAUAG
Messenger RNA from Monoraphidium neglectum, 1068 nucleotides. Its product is annotated as 16S rRNA processing protein RimM. The transcript has 7 exons. Gene Ontology annotation, biological process: rRNA processing. Gene Ontology annotation, molecular function: ribosome binding. The coding region runs from base 1 to 1068 and encodes 355 amino acids. The record is from RefSeq and is a predicted model, not a curated record. Gene Ontology annotation, cellular component: ribosome. NCBI's taxonomy places the organism in Eukaryota, Viridiplantae, Chlorophyta, Chlorophyceae, Sphaeropleales, Selenastraceae.